AUGCCCUCUCUCCCCCCACCCUCCUCUCUAAAGGAGCUGCCGCAGGAGCAACAAUUCCAGGCCCUCGACACACUGUUCGAGUCAUCGUCAGAGCUUCAUACUCUCAUGGCCCCGGUCCUCGCUAAUCAGACCUUCUCUUCUUAUACAAGCUUGAUCGACGCCGUGGGAGGCCGGAUGUCGGCACUCUCGGCCGCCAACUCACCGACCGAUCGAGACAUCCUCGUGGGAAUUCUCGGAUCACAUCCCCGUCUAGGCCAGCCGAAAACAGCCGCGGCAGAGCACCUGAGCGAACUCAGCAGAAAGGAGCAGGCGAACCUGAAUACCGGCGCGGAAGGCCAGGCAGAAAAGCUGCGGUUGUUGAAUGCCGAGUAUGAAGAGAAGUUCCCAGGGCUACGCUUUGUGACGUUCGUGAAUGGCCGGAGCCGGGACGUGAUUAUGGAGGAAAUGCGCGCAAGGAUUGACCGGGGCGACACUGAGCGGGAAAUUGAGGAGAUUAUCCAGGGCAUGGUUGCAAUCGCGAAAGACCGGGCAGCUUAA
Molecule: messenger RNA, 537 nt
Organism: Aspergillus mulundensis
Lineage: Eukaryota; Fungi; Ascomycota; Eurotiomycetes; Eurotiales; Aspergillaceae
Product: 2-oxo-4-hydroxy-4-carboxy-5-ureidoimidazoline decarboxylase
Exons: 4
Coding region: 1-537 (178 amino acids)
Source: RefSeq, a predicted model, not a curated record